Molecule: messenger RNA, 2006 nt
Organism: Daucus carota subsp. sativus
Lineage: Eukaryota; Viridiplantae; Streptophyta; Magnoliopsida; Apiales; Apiaceae
Product: trihelix transcription factor DF1
Exons: 2
Coding region: 195-1688 (497 amino acids)
Source: RefSeq, a predicted model, not a curated record
ACUUGCAAAUAAAAACAACACACACUCCACUAGCAACCUCACCUACAGCUUGCAAGUAAGAAAGAGCCAUGGUAGAAAGAUAAAAAGCAACCCAACUCAAAAAAUUCCAAAAAAUAAAACAAAGCUGACCCAUUUGAGAAUUACCAUUUCUCUACAAAACCCACAAAGAUUUAACCUCGAGGUGCAGUAAUUUCAUGUUGGUGGUCAAUUCCGGUGGCGCCGCCGCCGGAAAUGAGAGUUUUGCUGGCUCAGAUUCAGCUGGUGGCGAUGAGGGUGACCGGAACUCAGCCGGUAACCGGUGGCCUCGUGAGGAGACUCUUGUGUUGUUGCAAGUCAGACAGAGUAUGGAUGAAGCUUUUAGAGACUCUAAUCUUAAAGCUCCUCUUUGGGAUGAAGUUUCUAGAAAAUUAGGCGAGUAUGGGUACACUAGGAGCGCAAAGAAGUGCAAAGAGAAGUUUGAGAACAUUUAUAAAUAUCACAGGAGAACGAAAGAGGGUAAAUCUGGUAGACAGGAUGGUAAAAAUUACCGAUAUUAUGAGCAGCUUGAGAUAUUCGACAAUCAAUCCUCGUAUCCAAUAAACCAAGACAAACAAACAUAUUCAAUGGAUGGAACAACGUCUAUGCCUAAACCCACAAGUAGUUCUGUUAUGAUGGCAAAACCUGUAAAUCAGGUACCUCAUGGUGAUACCCACAUUCCAAGUUUUGAGCUCAUGGACACAUCCACGUCUACCUCUUCAUCUUCUGGGGGAGGGCAUCCGAAGAAAAAGAGAAAAUUAAUGGAAUAUUUCAAUGGAUUGAUGAAGCAAGUUUUGGAGAGGCAAGAGAACUUACAGAAGAAGUUCAUAGAAGCAAUUGAAAAGCUUGAGAAAGAUCGUAUCAGUAGAGAAGAAGAGUGGAGGGCACAACAAUUAGCUACAAAGAAAAGAGAACAAGGACUUCUUGCCCAUGAACGCUCCUCUUCUGCAGCAAAAGAUGCUGCUAUUCUUUCUUUCUUGCAAAAGAUUUCAGAGCAAUCACCUCCUUUGCAGUUACCCAUAAAUUCAGCUCCAUUGGAAAAAAUUCUAAGUAUGCCGCAACCACAAUACAGUACUCGUGAGAGUUCACCAGUCACAAAGAGUAUCGUCCAUUAUUCUCCUGGUUUUCCUUCUUCCCGGUGGCCAAAAGCUGAAGUGGAAGCUUUAAUUACAGUAAGGGAAAAUUUGGAUAUGCAAUAUCAUGAUAGUGGAUCAAAGGGAUCGGUGUGGGAGGAGGUUUCGUCUGCCAUGACGAGGCUUGGUUAUGAUAGAAGCUCCAAGAGAUGCAAGGAAAAAUGGGAGAACAUUAAUAAGUAUUACAGGAGAGUGAAAGAAAGUAAUAAGAAACGCCGUCAAGAUUCAAAAACAUGCCCUUACUUUGAGAUGCUGGAGUCGCUAUACGAAAAGAGGUCAAAAAGGUUCGACCCUAGUACUUCAAGUAGCUCCGGUUGUAACUUGAAGCCAGAGGACAUAUUGAUGCAAAUGAUAGGCCAUCAGCGUGAACAAGUGAUACUAGAUUCAGCGCGAACAGAUAUCGGUGAAAGUGAGAAUGUUGAAAGGACUCCAGAAGAUGGUGCAGAUGAUGAUGAUGUUGAUGAUGAUGAUGGUGAUGAUGAAAUGGAUGAUGAGUAUCAUGUUGUUACUAACAAGAAUCCUGCAGAGGCAAUCGUGUAGCAAUGAGGCUGAAUGUUUUUUGUUGAGACUGAAGUGAAUGUGCAACAAUAUGACAAGUGCUCAAUUGUCAUAAGGUUGUAGGGGCCGAUGACAAUGGGUUUUGUUUUAGUGUAUGGGUACCAAGUCAAAGAAAACUCUAAUGGAAGCCGAGACCGGGAAGUAAUAUCAUGUAGUUUUUUUGUUCCGUACUCUUUAUCAGUUUUUGGUUUGAUAUAUGUGAGAGACCAUUAUGUUGUAAGGUUGUAAUGGUGUAAUUUUGAAAGUCCUGCCAUUGUGUUGUAUCUGUAGAUGUUUUAGUAAUGAUUUACUUUCUAGCGA